AUGGCAUUUGCAUCUUCCACAACAGCUAUUGCAGCAUGGCGGGAUGACCUGGAGAAUGCCGUGGGAUUUGACAAGGACUUGGAGAUUCUUCAACGGACAAUGCUCCCCUCUAGAAAUAGGUCUAAUCUACCACAACACCCAAUGUUCAUCUCCAUAGUCGGUGAGAGUGGUGCCGGAAAGAACACGCUCGCAAAGAUUAUCCGCCAUGAGAUGAAGCCAGAGAUGGAUGUUAUAGUGUGGUGCGACAUGGAGCCUGGUUCAAGCACGGCAGAUCUCCUAAUAGAGUUGUACCAACGUGCAUCCUUGCAGUGCAAUUGCCCAGCCCCAGAUGACUCUUGCUCUCGCAUUGAACAAGAAGUGACCGCUCUAGAUAUUGGCGAGAAUCUCCGAAAUCUCCUGACUGGAAAAAGAUACAUGUUGAUUCUGGGCGGCAUAUCCUCCAAAACCAUCCUGAAUAGCGUGAGAGCAAGCUUGCCAGAGCAAGAUCAGGAUGAGAGUGCAGAUAAUGGCAGCCGUGUGGUACUCAUAUUGGACACUGAAAAUGAAGAAGUCGCUUUUCACGCGAACACCAUGAACAGAAAAAGGAUCAACGGAAUACACCUGCUAACCCGUUUGGAUCAGACAAGAAGUGGAGAGCUAUUCUUCUGGAAGGUCCUGAGGAAAGGACAACAACCUGAGUCGUCGUUGUCUUCGCGAAGAAGAAGUGAACAGCGUCAGUCAUUCUUUUGGGAGUUGUUCUGGAGGAGAGGACAGUACGAAAAGGAAAGCAGGAUCAUUGCCGAUCCCAAGGACGAGGAGUACUCAAGAUUGGUGCACGAUUUAACAGGGGGUUAUCCUAUGGCUAUUGUGCUUCUUGCCGGACUUCUUCGAGUCAAGGAGAAGCCAGUAGAGUGGGAUGCAGUGCUGCAGCAGCUCAUUUCUGGAUCAGCUGAAACAAAAGCCAUCCGGGUUAAAGGCAAUAACAGGCAAGCUAGCCAGCCGCUGCGCACAGGUAAAGCUAAAGGUAUUAACCGGCAAGCUAACCAGAGGCGCAGCACAAGAAGGGCGAUGGAGAUGAUCUUCUGGGCUAGCUUUGAGGACCUUCCUGACGACCUCAAGUCAUGCUUCCUCUACUUGGCCUCCUACCCAAAGGGCUCAUCUCACCCCGCCCAUAAUAUCGUGCGGAUGUGGAUUGCGGAGGGUUUCAUAAAGCAGCCGGGUGACGGCAAGACCAUGGAGGAACUGGGGCACGACUACCUCAAGGAACUCGUCUUGAGAUGCCUUGUUGAGUUGGAAAGGAUGAAACCCGGCGGUGGCAUCGAGCUUGUCAGAGUUCACAAGAGCAUCAUGAGAUUGCUGCAGUCGGAGGUCCGAGAGGCUGGCUUCAUGGGGAUUCACGACAUAAAUGACGCACAAGUUCCACCGUCGGUGCGCCGCCUCUCUGUUCAGAGCGGCAACGGCAGACGGUAUACAUCCACAUUCGCCAACAAAAAGUUCCCCAAACUGCGGUCCUUCAUAUGCCACAUCGUCAUCGACCAGCAGCAGCAUCAGCACGAUCUCAUGUUCCUGUGCUCGUCCAAGUUCAUUCGCGUCAUCUCCGUGCAGGGGUUGAGGCUUGACAAGCUGCCGGAUAAGAUCGGUGACAUGAUUAACCUGAGGUACCUGCGCGUGGAUUGCAGGAAAUUGAGCAGCCUCCCGUCCAGCAUCGCGAGACUGCACUACCUGCAGACGUUCGACAUAAGGAACACCCAAGUCGAGCAGAUUGACCAAAAUUUCUGGAAGAUCAAGACGCUGCGACAUGUCCUCGCAACUAAACUCACACUUCCAGCGACAAUGUCAGUGGUGGAACAAGAUCAGAACGGUGGUGGUGGUAGUGGUAGUGAGCUACAGACACUACACGGUGUCAAGCCGGACGCAUCGGGGGAGUGGAGCGCAGGGAACUGCCCGCUGGACAAGAUGACCAGCCUACAGUCAAUGGAGAUGCAUGGCUUCACGCAUUCAAGACAUGCAGGGCCUGCCUUCGAGGCUGCUCUCGGGAACAUGAAUCUCCUUGGCCACUUGAAUCUGAAAGGUGAUAAGAUACCUUCAUGCGUCUUCACUGACCCAAGCCUUCGAAGUCUCCAGACAAUGGUGCUCCAUGGAGAUAUCGAUUGGGCAGGCAUCACCGCGGGUCAUCUUCGCACGGUCCGUCCAAACCUCGUUCAGCUCAAACUGCGGAACAUCCAUGAUGAAGUGCCCCAAAGAAUCAGCAAUCACCUGGGAAAGAAACUAAUAAUGGAACUUGUGCCAAAUCAAGGCACACCCCCUGCACGAGGGCUCUCGUGUUCUGCUAGUGGCCCCGUGCGCCGCAUGUGCACUUAA
Messenger RNA from Triticum dicoccoides, 2340 nucleotides. RefSeq names its product putative disease resistance RPP13-like protein 3. Lineage: Eukaryota; Viridiplantae; Streptophyta; Magnoliopsida; Poales; Poaceae. Bases 1 to 2340 code for a protein of 779 amino acids. The transcript is spliced from 2 exons. The record is from RefSeq and is a predicted model, not a curated record. Gene Ontology annotation, biological process: defense response to other organism. Gene Ontology annotation, molecular function: ADP binding.